UCUACAGUCUCAGUCCAAAAGAGAAGAACAGGGAAGAGACAAGGAUGGAAAAAGUUCUUCUGAUCAUCAUCGCUCUUUCAGGGCUGAGCGCUGUCUCCUCACAUGCUGAACGUCAGUACCAUUUUGUUUAUGAAGCAAAGAACAUGUCUGAAGCACAGAGAUACUGCAGAGAGAAACACACAGACCUGGCCACUGUAGACAGCAUGGAGGUUGUGGAGCUCCUGAACAACAUGGCAGGCCAAUACAACCAAUCAGCCUGGAUAGGGCUGCACGAUGACUGGGACACCUGGAGGUGGUCGAUGUCAGACCCAAGCUUCUACGGACCGGGGGAGACGGAGUUCAGACAAUGGGGGCCUGGAGAACCAAGCAACGGCCACGAUGAACAAUGCACACAUUUUCAUCGUAGUGGAAUAUGGGGUGAUCAUGAUUGUAAUAACCCCCUCUAUGUGGUCUGCUUUGAUGUCACAGGGCCGAAUGCAACAUUUGUCCUCAUUGAAAGAGGAAUGACAUGGACUGAGGCCCAGAGCUACUGCAGAGAACACCACACAGACCUGGCCAGUGUGAGAAACCUGGCGGAUAGCCAGCGGAUUGAGAGUUCAGCUGGAGGGGUUUAUUGGAUCGGCCUUUACAGAGACUCCUGGAAGUGGUCCGAUGGAAGUUUCUCCUCCUUCGAGUACUGGGCAGAAAAUGAACCUAACUACAUAGGUCUCAAAGUUUGUGUGGCUGCAGCUUUCAACAACUUUGGAAAAUGGGAGGACUUGGACUGUGGAGUGGAUAAACCAUUCAUUUGCUACGGACCUGUGCCUGUUAAGCCUGAUAUGACUCCUGAGCCUGCUGUGUCUACUGUGCCUGUUGUGCCUGUUUCAAUGAAAGUGAUAAAGGUGAGCGUGGAGAACCCAAACGGUGUGGAUCUGAACGACCCCGCUUUUCUGGAUGCGAUGUUGGUGGAGGCGAAAAAGAACCUAAGGGCCCAGGGAUUGGACGACAACGUCCAACUGGCCUGGAGGAAGCAGCCGGAUGGACAAGUCUUCCACGAGGAGGAGGAGAAGAAGAGGGAUGAGCUCUAAAGCUGAAUUGCUGUGUCGGCUUUUAUCAGAGAAAAGUGUGUUUCUUUCCUCAAAGCCCUCGUGUUACAGAAUUCAGCUGCAACAAUGAUCUGAAUAAUCAAUUAGUUACGAUCAUUUUUGAUAGAAGAUAGAGAAUGUAAUGCUUUUCCUUGUUAUAUAUGGUUAUGAAUUUAAUAUGUUUAGGGUUUUUACUAUUGAAUGUAUUUGCUUGGCCGGUGGGAGAUAAUAAUAAAAUGUU
This is a messenger RNA of Trematomus bernacchii (emerald rockcod), 1305 nucleotides long. RefSeq names its product macrophage mannose receptor 1-like. NCBI's taxonomy places the organism in Eukaryota, Metazoa, Chordata, Actinopteri, Perciformes, Nototheniidae. The transcript has 6 exons. Bases 45 to 1067 code for a protein of 340 amino acids. The record is from RefSeq and is a predicted model, not a curated record.